This is a messenger RNA of Micropterus salmoides (largemouth bass), 5184 nucleotides long. RefSeq names its product formin-like 1b (gene fmnl1b). Gene Ontology annotation, biological process: cortical actin cytoskeleton organization; cell migration; regulation of cell shape. The transcript is spliced from 27 exons. The record is from RefSeq and is a predicted model, not a curated record. NCBI's taxonomy places the organism in Eukaryota, Metazoa, Chordata, Actinopteri, Centrarchiformes, Centrarchidae. Gene Ontology annotation, cellular component: cytosol. Gene Ontology annotation, molecular function: actin filament binding; small GTPase binding. The coding region runs from base 1318 to 4569 and encodes 1083 amino acids.
UGCUUAAAUGAUACUUCUCCUACUUGAGACUACAGCUGCAGCUCUCAGUCUCAAGCCUAUUGGUUCCUACUGAGGAAAUCCUUAAAAAUAGAUCGCAAAUAUUCACUUCAUUUGUUAAAAGGCUGAGUAAUUUCCUAAGACAACUUAGCAAAGUAAAUUUUACUACAAUAGGAGGAAACGUGUAUUUGUUGGGAACUAUUUUCAGCUGUGGAUUUUUAAAUAUCUAUAUUAUCUAUAUAUAUAUAGAACAUAUGUGUUUUUAAAAUGACCCUUAGACGUAGUGUGAUGUUGUUGUAGGGUUGCAGGGUUCAGGUUAUGGCUGCGUGUACAAAGUGUCUGAGAAACAGCGAUGUUCACAUCCUGUCUCCGACCAGUCAACAAUGGUUUCUUUUCACCAUGCGGGCAGUGGCCCUGUGGCAACAAGCCUGGACCCCUUAAGUCCCCCCAUAAGGUGGAAGGAGGAAAGUUUUAUGAUUUUGCGACAUCACAACUAGUGUGAUGUGGAAACUUGAGGCCACCAUGGACACUUUCAGUGAGCAAGAAGGAGUACAUGUGCUUUUAAGUUUAUACAAACCCAUACCAAACAGAAAGAUGAAUAUGUUUAUUUCUUAAAACAUGUCUUGUUUUGUUAAACUCAGUCAAAGAUUCAAGGAUCAGCUUUAUAUAUAUGGCCCAAAAAUUUGGAUUCCAUUCACAGACCAUCUGAAGGUUAUUGAAACGCUCAGAUUUUAGAUCAUACUUAUUUAGACUGGCUUUAGAAGAUUUUCUUAUUUUUUUUCUCUAUUAUAAUUAAUAUUUUAAUAUUAUCACCAUUAUUAUAUAUUUUUUUGUAUCUGUUUGAAUUUUUUUAUUACGAUUUUGUUUUAAAAAGUGCUAAAGGAAAAGCUAUUGUUAUUAUUAUGAUUAAUGAAUUUCCUCGAAUGAGUGAAACAGCGCCCCCCUGUGUUGUAGCAGCUUGUGAGCGCUAGUCUGUGUGGUCAACAGGGGUACUGCAUGUUACAGUCGAGGCAAUCAGUGAAGGAAGAAAAGCCAGGUGAAGUUGAUUUAAAAGAUUAUCUGAAACAGCCACAUGCGUCUCUGUCAUGCCACUGUGAAACUGUAAACGGACACUGGAAGAAGAUUUGUGAAGCAAGCAGUCCUACUUUAGCCCCACUGCAAAUAAUAGAAAGUUAGAAGCAUUAAGUUUGAUGAAACACCUGCAAAGUUCGCUAGGUGUUCAAGCAGCGGGAUACUAAUUUGUAUUACAUGGAUGUUGACCAGCUCGCCUCCAUGACAGAAAAGAAAAAUGGCCUCUGAUGUCAAAUAACAUAUCCAAUCAUGGGGAAUGCAGCAGGAAGCAUGGAGGUACCCCAGGGGAAGGAGAGCAGGACGGUGUCUGCCCCUCCAGGCUCCACAGGCUCCCAGAAACGAACUGUGGGGCUAAAACUCCCGAUGCCACCUGAAGAAGAGCUGGAGCAACGCUUCAGUGCAGUGCUGAACACGAUGAACCUUCCUCCAGACAAGGUGAAGAUCCUCAGUCAGUAUGACAACGAGAAGAAGUGGGACCUGAUCUGUGACCAGGAGCGGUUUCAAGUGAAGAAUCCACCAUCCGCUUAUUUAGAGAAGCUGAAGAGUUAUCUGGAUCACGGAGGAGUCAGUCGAAAGUUUAAGAGACGUGUCCAGGAAUCCACUCAGAUCCUGAGAGAGUUGGAGAUUUCCCUGAGGACCAAUUAUAUUGGCUGGGCUCAGGAGUUUCUAAACGAGGCGAACCAAGGCUUAGACGUUCUCGUGGACUAUCUGUCCUUUGCCCAUAGUGCUGUCACGUAUGAUGCGGACACUCUGGACAAUGGCACGCUGCCCGCAGAUAAAUGCAAAACUACGGACAAGGCGGUGGAAAAUCAGAGCAGAAGUGCCAGCAACUCGCCUUCUCACAGUGCCUCGAAGGCCAACAAGGGCUUCACAGUAAGGAAAGCCCUGAGGAACUCCCGAGCUGUGAGCCAGACGGAUGACGUUCAUCUGUGCAUCAUGUGUUUACGUGCCAUCAUGAACUAUCAGACUGGAUUCAACCUGGUGAUGAAGCAUCCCUGCUGUGUCAACGAGAUCACGCUCAGCCUCAACAACAGAAACCCGAGGACCAAGGCGCUGGUGCUGGAGCUGCUGGCGGCCGUGUGUUUGGUGAGAGGAGGCCAUGACAUCAUCCUCUCCGCCUUCGACAACUUCAAAGAGGUGUGUGGCGAGAGAAGUCGAUUUGAAAAGCUCAUGGAGUAUUUCCAAAAUGAAGACAGCAACAUCGACUUCAUGGUGGCCUGUAUGCAGUUCAUCAACAUCGUGGUGCACUCGGUGGAAAACAUGAACUUCAGAGUCUUCCUCCAGUAUGAGUUCACUCAUCACGGGCUGGAUGACUACCUUGAGAAGUUGAAGUUCACAGAGAGCGACAGACUGCUGGUGCAGAUCCAGGCCUAUCUGGACAAUGUGUUUGAUGUGGGCGCUCUGCUGGAGGACGCGGAGACCAAGAACGCUCUGCUGGAACACAUGGAGGAACUGCAGGAGCACAACUCACAGCUGAGCACCCAGCUUCAGGAGAGCGAGAGGGAGGCCAUGGAGAAAAUCUCAGAAUUGGAGAAGCAGCUCAUUCAGACCACAAAAGAAGUGGAGCUCCUAAAGGAGAGUCUACGUGAGUCCUGCUCCCAGGUGACUCUUCUGCAGCAGCGAGAACGAGAGAGAGAGCUGGAACGUGAGCGGGAGAGAGAGCGAGAGAGAGACAAGGACCGAUGCACCCAGGCCCUGAGGGAGCUGGAGGUCAAAGUUCAGGCUCUGGUGGAGCAGGGGCUGAUCCGAAUGGAGCGCUCCUCCUCUGGACACCUGGAGGUUCAGGUGGUCCCCGUCAUCCAGCACGUGAUACAGACAGUUAAAGAAGCAGAUUCAGGUAAUGACCACAAGGCCCCUCCCCCCUCCUCAGACCCUCAGCCUCACCUCUCUGAGGGUCCUCAGCAGGCGGCGACAGUGCAAGCUCUUCCUCCACCACCUCCUCCCCCUCCUCCACCUCCAGGCUCAACUAGAACCCCCCCUGUUCCUCCUCCUCCUCCUCCACCAGCAGCUCCACCGCCCCUGCUGCCUCCUGGAGGUGGUACGACCCAGCCAUCAGGGGACGGGACUGAAGGGAGCUCAGGCUGUAAAAAAAAGAAGGCCAUUCAAACAAAGUACCGCAUGCCGCUGUUAAACUGGCAGGCGCUAAAAUCCAACCAGGUGGCAGGAACCAUCUUUAACGAGCUGGACGACGAGCAAGUCUUGGAGGAGCUGAACAUGGCUGCUUUUGAGGAGCAGUUCAAGACCAAGGCCCAGUCCACUCCUGUAGAGCUGGGGACCCUCAAGAUGAAACUGGCCCACAAGACUCCCAGUAAAGUGUCUCUAAUGGAGCCCAACAGGGCCAAAAACCUGGCUAUCACCCUGCGCAAGGAGGGAAUGGCUGCAUCUGACAUCUGCUGUGCAAUAGAGACGUAUAACCAGAGAGCGCUGAGCCUGGACUUUCUCGAGCUCCUGGAGCGUUUCAUCCCCACAGAGUAUGAAAUGAAGCUCAUCCACAACUACGAGUGUGAGGGCAGGCCCCUGGACGAGCUCAGCGAGGAGGACCGCUUCAUGGUGCGCUUCAGCAAGAUCCCGCGGCUUCCCCAGCGGAUCAGCACUCUCACCUUCAUGGGCAAUUUCCCCGAGAGUGUCCAGCUAAUACAGCCUCAACUUAAUGCCCUCAUUGCUGCCUCGAUGUCGAUCAAAUCUUCGAGCAAGCUGAAGAAAAUCCUUGAGAUCAUCUUAGCAUUUGGAAACUACAUGAACAGCAGCAAACGAGAUGCAGCGUACGGCUUCCGCCUGCAGAGUUUAGAUUUGCUGUUAGACACCAAAUCUACAGACCGCAAGCAGACGUUGCUGCACUUCAUCGUCAGCAUCGUCCAGGAGAAAUACAGCGACGUCCAGGCCUUCUACACCGAGCUGCACUUCCUGGACAAGGCGGCGUUGGUUUCUGUUGACAGCAUCCUGCAGGACCUGCGAGCUCUGGAGAGAGGCAUGGAGGUGACCAGGAGGGAGUUCUCUGUCGAAAAAGACAAUCCUGUGCUGCAGGCGUUUCUCAGCAGCAACACCGAGCUGCUCCACUCGCUUACAGCUGAUGGAAAAACUGCCCAGGAUGCGUAUGACUCCGCUGUGGAGUACUUUGGAGAGAACUCUAAAGCCACGCCGCCCUCCGUGUUCUUCCCGGUUUUUGUCAGGUUCAUCAAAGCGUACAAGCAAGCUGAGCAGGAGAACGAGCAGAGGAAGAAACAACACGUCCUGAACUGUGAAGCCCCAUCAACGCCACCUAAACCUGAAGUCACGGGGAACAAGGCUUCUGUGACGUCCAAACUGCCACAGAUGGAUCUAAUAGCCGAGCUGAAGAAGAGGCAGGUGUCUCCUCUGGUGAGGGAGGGGAAGGACGGAGCCAUCGAGGACAUCAUCACAGAUUUAAGGAAUCAGCCGUACAGACGGACAGACGGCGGCCGACGCAGCGCCAAGUGGAAACCAGGACAACAGCUCCACGUGUGCUCAGACAUCUCCCUCUGAAAAACAAAAACACACACUACAGACCAGACUGAAUGCUAAAAAAGCACAAAAGAUCAGACAUUUAAGUCCCUGCGGCAACGAUCCUGCUCUCUCAUGCAUGCUUAAGAAUGCAGAGGUGAAAGAAAAUGCACGUUUCCAAGAGAACAAACAACAGAACAAACUCUUUCUGUGACAGUGAGGCACCUUUUCUGAAUAAAAUAUAAACUUUGCUGAUUGUCGAAAUGUUCUCUGAUUUUAAUAAUCAAAUGUUAGCGGCACAUGACGCUAAUGAUGCUGGAUGUCUCAUGAGGUCAUUAAGACAAUUACACAGAAGAAUGAGCCAUUUAGGUAAAAGUGACUGUUCAAACGGCAUUAAGGAGAAACCUAGAGAGACGGCACACUCAUAAACCCUUUUGAUAAUGUUCUUAAAAAUGCUCAAAGACAUGAUUUUUUUUAAUUGGUUUUAUUUGAAAUAGAUGACCACUGUCCAGCUUUCUGUCCUCUACUAGGUCUCACAAAUUUAGGCUGAAGAUUUGUAAUAUAUUUAAAUUAUUUUUAAUAUCGUAGUGUAAGAAUGAGAAACUUCUACUUUGCUUCCGCAUUCCAACAAAUAAAUAAAGCAUUUUAUACCGUUGA